Messenger RNA from Diorhabda carinulata, 2499 nucleotides. Its product is annotated as synaptotagmin-7. Gene Ontology annotation, cellular component: membrane. Gene Ontology annotation, biological process: intracellular protein transport. Lineage: Eukaryota; Metazoa; Arthropoda; Insecta; Coleoptera; Chrysomelidae. Gene Ontology annotation, molecular function: small GTPase binding. The transcript is spliced from 13 exons. The record is from RefSeq and is a predicted model, not a curated record. Bases 210 to 2192 code for a protein of 660 amino acids.
AACAGGCGUCAGUUUGUUUGCGAAAAGCGUAGCAGGUGGGUCUAAAAAACUAAUCGAGAUUUUUAUCGCGACUUUUCUCACGCUUUGCGUCGAGUUUUCGGACUUCGCGUUUUCAUACUUCUCACUUAUAACUACAAACAAGUAUCGUUAAAAGUACACAAGAGAAUAGGAUCCAAUUCUGUUGAGUUUUUCAUUACGUCGUUCUUAUAAUGGUCGACUAUGGGCAAGAGCAGCAAGCCAAUAGAUUCGUUUGUCCGAACGAUAGACAGCUAGCAUUAAGGGCUAAAUUAAAUACCGGCUGGAGCGUGAAAACAGCUUCAUUUGGAUACAGUCAAAAAGCUCCGCCAAUUUCUCCUUUAGCAGCAGAAGAACAGGAGGCUAUCGUUCAAGUUAUACAAAGGGCCGAACAGUUAGAUAUUUCGGAGCAGCAAAGGAUUGGGAAGUUAGUAGAAAAAUUAGAGAAUAUGAGGAGAAACGCUUUGGGAAAAAAUUCGUCACAAUGUCUUUUGUGUGGAGAUGGAUUUGGUUUAUUGGGUGCUCAGAAAAUUAACUGUAUGGAUUGUAGACGACAGGCAUGUACGAAAUGCUCUAUUGAUACUUUAGCUGGUAAAGGACCAAGACACGUUUAUCAGACGCAGCCGAAGAGAUCACCUUUUCUCGUCAGCCUUUUCUAUUUCACCAAAAAAGGGAAAUUGAAAAUAAAAAAAGUGCUUGUUUCUAGUACCACCACCAAAGAGCACUGGUUGUGUAUGAUUUGCGCCGAGACUAGGGAAAUGUGGAAAAAGUCUGGUGCUUGGUUUUACAAAAGUAUACCUAAAUACAUUCUUCCGGUAGAUAAUUCUAGAUUGACGAGAAAUAAAAGUGUUAGAGCUUCCAGAAGACAUAAAGAUGAUGAUAGUAGCUCUGAUGAUGAAAGGAAAAUUUGGGGAAGAAGGAAGAGAAUGAAUUCCAGUACAGAAAGUGCUUUUGAUGCAUUAGAUCAAGAUCAACCAGUUUAUAAUAAUAACAUAACGAGUUUCAUAUACAGCAGACAGACAAGUUCCAGUGAAUCCCAGGUCUCUAGAGAAAUGGAUUCUUUGAAAACGCAAGUUAGUUCAAUAACUUUAAAUGAGACAAAAAGUUAUGAAGACUCUGGGACCGAGGGAAGAGGAAUAGAUGCUGAUAUUUCUGAAUGUUCUCGAAGAGAAUCUGUGGGUAUAAGAUCCUCAUCAGAUUGGAAUUGGACCGAUACAAGAACCGAAGAUAGAGUAUCUCCAAGUACAUCUAGUGUGAACAGCAGUAUAUUGAAGAUGGGAAAUGAGGAUAAAUCUGGAGAUACAAUGAUGGGCGUAAUAGAGCUUUCGUUGACGUACGAUCAGGAAGCAAAUACUCUUCAUUGUGCAGUAUAUAGAGCUAAAAAUCUUAUACCGAUGGAUAUGAGUGGUCUUUCAGAUCCUUUUUGUAAAUUGAAUAUUUUACCGAAUGCAAAAAUUUCUACCAGACUCAGGACGAAAACCGUUCACAAAACAAGAAAUCCAGAAUUCAACGAAAACCUGACGUUUUAUGAUAUCAGCGAAAGCGAUUUGAUGAAGAAAUCGUUACAUAUUCUAGUGGUAGAUGACGAUAAAUAUGGACACGAUUAUAUGGGCGAAACGAGAAUCAAACUGGUUAAGCUGAAAUAUCAGAGUACUAUUUAUUUAACAGUACCUUUAGAGAAUUUACGUACUGAACAAAAAGGAGCAGCUUUAACAACAGAAUUGACCGAAUGGUUCGACGAUCUUUGGUCCAGAGGACAAAUUUUAUUGGGUUUGUGCUAUAAUACGAAAAAGCGAGCACUCGUAGUGACUGUUGUCAGAUGCAUUAACUUGUUACCGAUGGACAACAAUGGAUUAUCAGACCCAUUUGUAAAACUGCAAUUGAAACCUGAUCCAAAUCAUAAGAAACAUAAAACUUCCAUCAAAUGGAAAAAUUUGAAUCCCGUUUUCAACGAAGAAUUUGCUUUCGAAACAAGACCAACUGAGCUCAGUACUCAAAGUUUGUAUGUCACUGUUUAUGAUAAAGAUUAUGGAAAAAGUAAUGACUAUUUAGGUGGUUUGAUUUUAGGCGGUACUGGAUCUAAAGGAUUGAGGUUAAAGCAUUGGAUGGAUAUGAUUCGAUAUCCUGACCACAGACACGAACAGUGGCAUAAUUUAACCGAAGAUGUAUUAGAUUGAAUCGAUACGCCCAAUAUAAUAGACAUAAAUUGUGAUACGGGUUGGAAUAGGAUUCCAUAAUACGAGAGUUUGCAGACUUCAUAUUCGUCUUAAAUUUUCUUGUUUCAACCCUUGGCACAAUGUACGGUAUAUACACUAAUUGACGAGUGAACUUGAUGUUAUAAACUAACUAGAUAUAUAUUUAAUUGAUGGGUAUGUAAUCAAAAAAUAAAUUUUGAUAACAGAUUUAGUAUAUUGAAGUUACGAAAACUGUAAAAUGUUGUCAAAUGCUUGUAAUUAUUUUGGAAUAAAAUAUCGUUAAACUACA